CAACACAUCCAUCAACCUCUCUACUACCCGUCGCCGACUCAUCGCGCAGUCGCCUCCCCGCUGCUAUCCUUCAUCCCCCUCAUCACCUCAGCUCUUUAUUUGCACAUCUGGUGAGGGCUACGCGUCAGGUACACCCUUCACCCACACGUCGCAGCCACCUGCCAGGCCUCUCCCAAUCCCAUACCCAAUCUCCAACAUGGCUGAAGAAGCAACCACGGCACCAUCCACAGUAGACGCGCCGGCGCCACCUGCCCCCGCCGAGCCUGUAGAGCCUCCUACUGCCAACGGCGAGCCCACCGAGGGUACAACAGAAGAUGGGCAGGUCUUGAGCGAGCAGACAACCACCGCAGUGACCGCGCCAGACGGCGGCGCGGCGACCGAUGCCGCCGAUCCUGCCCCCGCUGCCACUGCUGAAGACGCCGAUGACGCCACGCCCUCGAGCGGCAAGAAAGAGAAGAGGAAGUCGGUCGGCGGUGUGCCCGAGCACAAGAACAAGAAGCUCACCAAGAAGAAGAGCAUGCCGACGCUGCAUCUCGACGCCAAGCCCGGCCAGAUGUACUGGGCCAGGCUGAAGGGAUACGCACCGUGGCCCUCGGUCAUCUGCGAUGAGCAGAUGCUGCCUGAGAACCUCCUCUUCAAUCGUCCGGUGAGCGCCGCGCGCCCGGACGGCAGCCUACGCGACGAUUACAAGGAUGGUGGCAAGAACGCAAAGGACCGGACUUUCCCCGUCAUGUUCCUCUCUACCAAUGAAUUUCAAUGGAUGGCCAAUACCAGUCUCACGCCCCUCGAUCCUGCAGAGUGCCACGACCCGCCCAACUCCAAGAAGAUGUCGAAGUCGCUCAAGGACGCGUGGAAGAUUGCGUCGGAGGAUCACGACAUCGAGUACUUCAAGGGAAUCCUGAAGACGUGGCAGGAGGAGACCGCUCGGGCGGCGAAAGAACGUGCCGAGGCAGAGCAGAAGGCGGCCGAGGAGCGGGAGAGGAAGAUUCAAGAGGCGGCGGCCAAGGCUAAGAGCGGAGACGAGGAUGGGAAGAAGAAGAAAAAGGCGCGGAAGAGCAAGGGUGGUGAGGACGGUGAUGUGACAAUGGAGGAUGUCGACGCGCCCAAGUUGAGCAAGAAGCGCAAGAAUGAGAGUGAUGGAGAGGGCGGCAAGCCAAAGAAGACCCCCAAAGUCACCAAGCUCAACGCGCCCAAGACUCCCAACGGCGAGGAAGCAGCGUCCGGCAAGAAAUCUACCACCAAAUCGAAGAAGAAGAUCGUGACCGCUCCCAAAGAAGAGGAGGAAGAGGAGCGACCGCAGAUGAGCGAAGCCGAAAAGCUACAGCAGCGCGAGAAAGCCAUCCUCUACCUCCGCCACCGCCUGCAAAAGGGCUUCCUCACCCGCGACAAGGCCCCUGUCGACACCGAGAUGCCGACCAUGGCCGAGUUCCUCGCCCAGCUCGAAGGGUACGAAAACCUCGAGCCCGCCAUCAUCCGCAACACCAAGAUCCACAAGGUGCUCCGCGGGAUUGUCAAGCUCGCCUCCAUCCCGGAAGACGAGCAGCAUCAGUUCAAGAAGCGCUCGGCUGCACUGCUCGGCGAGUGGAACAAGAGAAUGGAUGCCGAUACCGAGUCUGCGCCUGCUUCUGCUGUUGAGGCGCCAAAGGAGGCGGAGGCGACGAAUGGAGAGCCUGCCACUGCGGCUCCGGCUGCUAGCAUUCCCACCAAUUUUGUCUCCACGCCGGACGGCGUUCGCUACACUCCGAAUGUCGACGAGGCGAAGGCGGAUGCACCAACGACUGCCGGGGUUGAGAAGAGCUCCGAAGAGGUCGCUACGGAGGAGAAGGCCGAGAAGGCCGCGGAUGAGAUUGAGGAGAAGAUUGAGACGGUCGUGGAGGAGAAAACGGACAGCAUCGCUGCUCUGGCGACAUCGACUGCCACUGAGACGGCCGCGCCUGUGGCUACGGAUGGCGAUGUCGUGAUGCAAGCGACCGAAGAGGCUGCGUGAGUGUUUUGAAACGAUGGAAUGAACGAGAGUGCGAAGGGAGGAUUUCUGUGCUUGAUCGAACAGAAGUGGCUCUCUGCAAACUGCUGCAGUGAGUCCUCACGAUGUGUUGGGGGAAAAGGGAGUACGAGGCUCGUCGGAUGGUUGACGAUGCCCAAAAUGCAUUUACUUGAGACGUUUCGGCGCCAGACGCAGGGAGGAGGGCUGUGUGGAAGGACGAUCACUUGUUUGAGCGGCUGGCCAUUAGAGCCCAGCACGCGUCACCCUUGAUGAGUUUUUGAGUGCGACAAAGACUACCUAGCUACGGCGAAGAAAUUGCGAGUCCUUUAACAACUUCCAAUGAC
Neohortaea acidophila is the source of this 2328-nucleotide messenger RNA. RefSeq lists its product as uncharacterized. The coding region runs from base 197 to 1987 and encodes 596 amino acids. The transcript has 4 exons. The record is from RefSeq and is a predicted model, not a curated record. NCBI's taxonomy places the organism in Eukaryota, Fungi, Ascomycota, Dothideomycetes, Mycosphaerellales, Teratosphaeriaceae.